AUGGCUACCAAGAGAAAAACUCCCAUAGAAAACACAAAUUCAAAUAAAAAGCUCCAAACCCUAGAGUACUAUGAAUCAAGGGAAGAUGAUCACGAUCGUGACCGAGAAGACGUCACAAUACCUAGCUUUCCUGGCCUUGUUAUCGAUCAAAUCCUCCAACACCUUCCCACUACACUUGCCGUAAGCGUGAGCAUAUUUUCUAAGCAAUGGAAAGGUGUAUGGUCUUCGGUCCCCGUAUUAGAUUUUGACGAGGGCGAGCCCUAUGAUAACGACGAAAAGCUCGAAAAUCUUCGACGGAAGAAGUUCAUUAAAUUCUUAAGAGGGUGUUUGAAAUUUCGUGAGAAAGACAAGUGCUUGGAUAAGUUCAGGCUUCGCAUGAGAUACCGUGGGAAAAGUAGAAACAUAGAAAAGUGGUUGAGCUUUGCAAUUGAGAGAAGCGUCAAAGUGUUAGAGAUCAGUCUUCCAAGAAAACCUAAAUUCAAAUACUAUUGCCUAUCCAAGACCAUUCUUAAUGCAAAAUCUAUAACAACCUUAAAUUUGGAGAGUUUGAGAAUAACUGAUGACAGCACAUCUCAUCCCAUAAGCCUUCCAUCUGUGAAAACUUUGUCACUCAAAACUGUGCACUUUGGUCGCCGGGCCUUCUCCAAUUUAAUUUCACGGUGCCCUUCUAUCGAGUGCUUGACACUAAUUUCGUGUAAUUUUGCCAUCUUGAAUGGAACAGUUAAAGUUUCGUUUUGCAGUCUUGAAUCCUUUUGA
This is a messenger RNA of Prunus persica (peach), 756 nucleotides long. RefSeq names its product F-box/FBD/LRR-repeat protein At5g22700. The record is from RefSeq and is a predicted model, not a curated record. The transcript has a single exon. Bases 1 to 756 code for a protein of 251 amino acids. NCBI's taxonomy places the organism in Eukaryota, Viridiplantae, Streptophyta, Magnoliopsida, Rosales, Rosaceae.